AUGCAAUCGAAAAGAAAGGAAAUGAAGAUGGAGUUGGUGUCGUGUGAGAGACGAUUACAAAAACUUAUUAAUAAGACGACAUUUAAACAUGCUACCAACUAUAACGAAAACCUGAACGCGGUGGCACUAGAAAACAAAAUAAUCAAAUUUGAUAAGCCUAUAUAUAUUGGAUUUGCUGUUCUUGACAUUUCCAAGACGAUGAUGUACGAUUAUCACUACAACGUAAUGCAGAAGCACUAUGGUGAUAAUAUCAAACUUAUGUAUACUGAUACUGAUUCGUUGGUAUACCAUAUUAAAACUGAAGAUUUUUACAAAGACUUGAUUGAGAAUCCCAACUUGAUGGAUAGAUUAGACACGUCAGACUUGCCUCCUAUCCAUCCGUGCUACACUACAGCUAGGAAGAAGGUGCCCGGGUUUUUCUCUGAUGAAGCAAAAGGACAUAUAAUGACAGAGUUUUGUGCACUAAGUGCAAAAUCAUACGCGUACAACAUAUAUACAGGAGAAGAGGAUGUGGUGAGAGAGCAGAUCAAGGCGAAGGGUGUAAGACAGCAUGUGGUUAAAAACCAUAUGACGUUGGAGGAUCAUGUUAAGUGUUUGUUCGGAGAUGAAAGUCUUGAUAAAUAUACAGAAAAUUUAUCCAUUCGCUCAUUCAAACACCAGCUAAUUACAAUCAAAACAAAUAAAUUGACAUACAACAACUACGAUGACAAAAGAGUGGUGCUAGACGAUAAAAUACAUACACUGGCUCACGGUCAUUAUAGUUUAGAGGAUGAUAACGAGCAGAUUGUUGAUUGGCCAGAUCAUGAGUUUACUGUAGACGUUGCUGGGCGUGAGUGGGAGGAAUCGGAUAAAGAUUUAAUGAGAUUACUUCUAAGGGAAUGCAUGUCAAAAUAA
Molecule: messenger RNA, 894 nt
Organism: Rhopalosiphum padi (bird cherry-oat aphid)
Lineage: Eukaryota; Metazoa; Arthropoda; Insecta; Hemiptera; Aphididae
Exons: 4
Coding region: 1-894 (297 amino acids)
Source: RefSeq, a predicted model, not a curated record